CUUGAAGAUGCUGAGCAAAAGCAAAUAUCAGACAAAACUGUCCAGUUAUGGUUAGAUCGGCUGCAGGAAGAGUCUCUUGACAUGGAGGAUGCUCUAGAUGAGUGGAGAACUGUACUUCUGAAUCGGCCAACAGAUGGAGCUGAAAAUGCUUCUUUUCUUAAGAGGAAGGUAUGCCUUUUCCUCCGAUGCUUUUCUUUUCCUCGGGUUUAUAGGUACCAUGGCAUUGCUCGCAACAUAAAAGAAAUUAAUGAGAGGUUAGAUGAGAUUGCUAAAGAUAGAGUAAGGUAUCAGUUAACAGAUAUGCCUAGAGGACUGCCAAAACGAAAAGAAAGCACGAGUUUUAUUGAUGGGUCAAACAUCGUUGGUAGGGAUGAGGUAAAGAAAGAAAUAAUUGGUCAUUUGCUAUGUGGGACUAGCAAAGAAGGAGAGAGCUGUCAAACCAUCUCUAUAGUAGGGUUGGGAGGUAUCGGUAAGACUGCUCUUGCCCAACUAAUCUAUAAUGAUGAAGAAGUUAAACAACAUUUCACUACCAGAAUCUGGGCAUAUGUUUCAGACAUUUCUGAUGAGAGUAAAGUGGCAAAAACGAUCAUUGCAGAACUUGAAGGCCUAGAUAAAUUAGCAGCCCUCCAAAUGGAGUCACUUCCAUUGAAUGCUCUUUUAGAAAGAAUUUGCAAGUCCAUAGAAGGAAAGAAAUACCUUCUUGUCCUGGAUGAUGUAUGGACAGAAAAUUAUGAAGACUUUGGAGGACUGAAUGUCACUUUCAAACGAGGUGCUGUAGGAAGUAGAAUUUUGGUGACUACUCGUAAGGAUAUUGUUUCAAGAGUUAUGGGGAGUUCUCACACUAUUCAUUUAGAAACUCUGGGCCAAGACUUGUGCUGGUCCAUCCUUAAGAAAAUAGCACUAAGAGAAAGGGACCAAAAGACUUGUGAAGAUUUAACACCAGUUGGGUUGAGAAUUGCAGAAAAAUGCAAAGGUCUGCCACUUGUUGCAAAGACUCUGGGAGGUCAUUUACAGUUUAAAACUACUAGAAAAGAAUGGGAGGAUGUCUUGAAUAGUGAGUUAUGGAGGAUGGAUGUGGUACAUGAAGAUGUUUUUGUUCCUCUAUUGUUGAGUUAUUAUGAUCUACCAUCACCAGUAAAACAAUGCUUUAAGUAUUUUGCUUCCUUUAUUAAAGACGGUGUUCAUUUUACUUAUCAAUUGAUUGCAAGAUGGAAGACACUAGGUUACUUAGGCAUUAAUGAUGGUGAUGCUACGUUACAGGAACUGAAAGGCCUUGAAUACUUAAAGUGCUUAGAGGCUCGCUCUUUCCUCCAAAUUGGAGAUUUUAAACCUGUCCAUGGUCAAUAUGCUCAAUACGCUAGCUGUAAGAUGCAUGAUUUGGUACAUGACUUUGCUCUUUUUUUGACAAAGGGUGAAUUUCAGAAAAUGGAGGUCUCAAAAGAUGAUAAAAGCAUGAAGAUGAACUCAGAAAGAACUUGUCGGCAUUUGGCAGUAAAGAUUGCAAGGGGCCACUGUUUUCCUGAAUCUAUUUCUGAUGUAGAAAAAUUGCGAAGUCUCGAUGUUUAUGGUUAUAAUAGUCGGGAUACUGUAAUCAAUGAUGGGGACUUAUGUAAUUUGCUUAAUGAAGCCCAGCGCUUAAGGGUAUUGAGCAUCAGGAAUUACGGUAGUGCCACUAUUCCAGAAGAAAUAGGGAACUUGUUGCAUUUGAGAAGCCUUUGCUUGCAAUAUGAAAGAUUGCCAGAUCAGGUGGAAAAUCUAGUCAACUUGACGGUUCUUUGUACUCCAUUAUGCUCUAGUUUAACUUAUUACCCGAAGGGAGUUAGGAGGUUAACUCGUCUUACACAAUUAGUGGGGCUUAUUGUGAGAGUUGAUUGUAACGAUCCUCAAGAGUUCAGCAUUGGAGAUCUAGUAAACUUGAAACAACUUGCAGUGCUUUCUAUGAAAAUGGUGGGAAACACAAUCAAUGUGGAGGAGUCAAAAAAGGUGAAGCUGCAAAAUUUGCAGGAGGUGAGAAUUCUGGUGACUGAGGCUAUAGCUGGAGCUGAUGAAGACACCAUACUUGAAUCCUUAAACAUGUCCUCUGUCCCAAGGUGCUGCUUUGAUACGGACUUCACCAAUACUACUGUGGCUUCUGAACAACUGGACCAUACAGUAAUGGGAUGCGUCUUUCAAAUGUGUUCCUUUGGUGGUGAUCCAUGAUGAGAAGGUUGUUGGCGAUGAUCAGAUGAUGUGUGUGAAAGAAGAAAGAUGUAGGUGCUCCUUUUUCCCUCUUUGAUACUUCCAUCUUGGUGGACAUUGUGUAGUUUUUUCGUUAAUUAUCUAUAGAUAAUUGUGUUCACUUGUUUAUGCUUGCGAUUAUUUUUUUUUCUUG
Rubroshorea leprosula is the source of this 2371-nucleotide messenger RNA. The record is from the annotation of a GenBank genome assembly. Lineage: Eukaryota; Viridiplantae; Streptophyta; Magnoliopsida; Malvales; Dipterocarpaceae.